Messenger RNA from Pestalotiopsis fici W106-1, 1932 nucleotides. RefSeq lists its product as uncharacterized. Lineage: Eukaryota; Fungi; Ascomycota; Sordariomycetes; Amphisphaeriales; Sporocadaceae. The transcript has 2 exons. Bases 1 to 1932 code for a protein of 643 amino acids. The record is from RefSeq and is a predicted model, not a curated record.
AUGUUGGAGCACAGAGCCACAUCGACUCCCGGCGAGCAAUUCUAUUCCGGGUUCAAUGGCCGCCCUGGCGAUUCCAGAUCUAAUCUUGGUGGCCCACAGGAACUCAUAGAAGAGAUGAUGCGCACACGCAACCUUCGCCAUGUCCAAUCUUUCCCUGACAGUUGGACCUUCUUUAUUGAUGGCGGAAUGUACGGCAAAUCCUUCAAGUUUGUCAAGGAGAGAGAGCAGUCUAUGGCUGCAUUUCAACCGGCUAUGCAAGCUGGGCUUUGCAUACCACAAUCCAAGGGCGAAUUGGUCCUCACUAGACAAGAAACAAUGUUGCAAUCGCUCAACAUCCUGUGCGACGACAUUCUGGAAAUUGGAUCAACUACCCGUUCCCAAAAGUCGGUUCCCAAGAAACCCACCGAUACUGCCGCCGCCGCACUUUCAAAGCUCAGCAUCAAGCAAUCUGACGAGUUACCCCAGCUUGACCUUCCGCGCCUCAUCGAAGAUGCGCGUGACCAAAAGGCUUCAAUGGACGAUGACUUGGCUCUCCUAUGUACCGAGUCAGUCGCACUGGCCCACGAGGUCAACUAUUGGUUCUUUAGCAGACCUGAACUGGUGCCUGAUGAGAAAGGGCGGUCACUCCCGGUACACACAGACAAGUUCAUUAGCGGUUCCGUCCUGGAGGCUGUUCACCAUACGGUCAGAGCUGCUGCAACAUGGGACUAUAUGAUUCGUCUGCUGGAACUUCUUGCUACCAUCACGGAUAAGUCUCGCAGAGCUAUUGUUCUCCAGGAGAUUUCGAAUCUAUGUCAUUUCGAGUACUCCCGCACGCAGGCUAUGUUCAAGCGCCAAUUGUCAACAGCCUCAUCUGCCGGCUCUAAAUGGUUCAAGUGUAUUUCAAACACUUACGAUAAUGGUAUCCCUCGCAUAGCGCUGAAGGGCAAGCCGGAAAAGUUGACACAAGAGAAUCCUCAUCUUUACUACUUGUUGCGCCUUAGCCAAUCGGAUACCACGGCGACUAAGGCUGUGGACUGGUUCAAGAAGCUGGAUGAGUAUGAACGUACUCAUCCAGGUGCUCGGGAAAGCAUGAACAAUCGCGAGGCUGACAGCCAUGGUGACUUGGCUAUUAUCGUGAGCUUCUACCAGUCUCUUGCUUCAGUGGUCUCGAUGCCUGCAUUCAAUCGCAAAAAGGCACAAUGCUUUAUCACGAAAUCAGGAGAAUUGGAGGCAGAGCUUCAAGGUCUCAAGCCCCAGCUUGAUUUGCGCGAUUAUGCAGCGCCAAUUGACAAUCUACUGGAGCCAGGCAUGACCGAUGCUGCCCUCAAUGCCCUCGACAUAUUUCUUGUUGAGAAGACGGGCACCAAAUUAGGAUUCCUCUACCAGGAUCUCAUCAAUGAAUGUGUCGCCAGCCUUGAAGCCCAGCUCAAGGCUACUUUGGCACGACAAGAGAAGAUCCAGGCUGACAAGCAGACCAAAGCGGCGGAAUAUGUCCCCUUCCCAGUUGAAGCGCCUCAAGCACCCGAUGCCCGCGUUCAGGCCAGAAAGGAAAAGGAAAAGACACGCCCAGUCCACUCAUCUGCCUUUGAGAUCGUGCCCCCAGCACAGCCCAGUGCUACAAAGGAGAGCGAAACACUGCAAUCAUCAUCCACAUUCAAAGUCAAGGAUGCUACUUUCAGGGUAUUUGAGGCGUUGUUCUCUUCAUCACAGGCUCGCGGGUCCGUUUCUUGGUACAACUUCGAGUCUGCAAUGGCAGAUCUCGGAUUCUCGGUUCUCCCCAAAUUUGGCUCCGUCUAUACCUUCUACCCGCCACAAACCAUGCCCAACCAACGACCACUGACUGUGCAUCGCCCCCACCACUCCCAGAUCGAGGGCUACAAAUUGCUCUCAUACUCUCGUCGUCUGAAGAGACUUUAUGGAUGGAGACAAAAGAACUUUGAGAUUGCAUAA